This is a messenger RNA of Aspergillus calidoustus, 3000 nucleotides long. Lineage: Eukaryota; Fungi; Ascomycota; Eurotiomycetes; Eurotiales; Aspergillaceae. The record is from the annotation of a GenBank genome assembly.
AUGCCGGAACUGCCACGGCUGGCCCGAUCCUGGUCGUCGACCUUGAAGCUCCCUAAAUCGACAUUCCCGGCGCGCGUGACUCCGGCCGAUCAUACAAAAUACCUCAAGCGAUGCACUGAUGAGCUUUAUGCCUGGCAACGCCGUGAACGACCUGUCGAUCAACCCUUCGUCCUCCACGAUGGUCCUCCGUAUGCGAAUGGCGAUAUUCAUGUCGGUCAUGCCCUCAAUAAGGUUCUGAAGGAUAUCAUCUGCCGUGUGCAGCUCGGGCUGGGGAAGAGGGUACGCUACGUGCCGGGAUGGGAUUGUCACGGGCUGCCGAUUGAGCUCAAGGCUUUGGAGGCGCGGAAGGAUGCUAUUGAGGAAACCGGAGCAGUUCGUGCCGACAUUAUACGGAAGUCUGCGCGGAAUCUUGCGAGGCGGACGGUGAAGGAGCAAAUGAAAGGAUUCCGGAGCUUUGGGGUCAUGGCGGACUGGGAGAACCACUGGAAGACUAUGGAUAAGGACUUUGAGAAGAGACAGCUAGGUAUCUUUCGCGAAAUGGUUGAAAAGGGGUUGAUUUAUCGACGGUUCAAGCCGGUUUAUUGGUCACCUUCAACGGGUACUGCGCUCGCUGAAGCAGAGCUGGAAUACAAGGAGGACCAUGUGUCUACGGCUGCCUAUGUCAAGUUCCCUCUGACCAGGGUUCCGUCGUACCUUGAACAGAAUCCGCUUCUUAAGGACAAGACUAUUGGCGCAGUCAUCUGGACAACUACCCCAUGGACUCUCCCUGCUAAUGCUGCCAUCGCCGUUCAUCCAGCUUUGGAGUAUGUUAUUGUGGAAUCAGCUACUCAUGGCCAUCUUCUCGUUGCGCAAUCUCGGCUUGAAUCUCUGGCAAGCACUCUCAAGGAGGAACUUUCUGUGAUUGUUCCUGGCAUUCUAGGUUCGGAUCUCGCGGACGUUACAAUGUAUCGAUCACUCCUCAAGGGUUCCGCCUCCGAACCACAGCCGGUUAUCGCCGCCGACUUUGUUACCGCCGACUCUGGAACAGGCUUGGUUCAUUGCGCUCCAGGCCAUGGUAUGGACGAUUAUCUGGUCUGCGCUGCCCGUGGCAUUCCCGCCUUUGCCCCGGUUGAUGACCAUGGGAACUUCACUGACUUGGCGCUGCCCGACGACCCGAAACGACUGAGCGGAAAGAAUGUCCAGGGCGAAGGAAAUGAAGAGGUUCUGGAAUAUAUUGAUUCAGAAGGACUGCUCCUCGCUAAGCACAGCUAUGAGCACAAGUACCCUUGCGAUUGGAGGACCAAGCUACCCAUCAUCAUCCGAGCUACUGAGCAAUGGUUUGCCGAUGUGGCAGACAUCCGUGCUAGUGCACUAAUUGCCCUAGAAAAGGUUCAGUUUGUUCCGGCUUCUGGAAAGCAACGACUGUCAGCUUUUGUCACGAACCGGAGCGAGUGGUGUAUUUCUCGCCAGCGUGCCUGGGGUGUUCCCAUUCCUGCUCUCUACAACCGAAGUACCGGCGCAGCUGUGUGUACAAAAGACACCGUUACGCACAUAAUGAGUGUCAUUGAUGAGCGUGGGAUUGAUGCUUGGUGGACGGAUGAUCCAAAUGACGAAGCCUGGAUACCACCCGCUUUGAGAGAAACCUCUGAAGCCGGUUACAGACGUGGAACCGAUACCAUGGAUGUCUGGUUUGACAGUGGCACCAGCUGGGCCGAGAUAGAGACCCCUUACGGCGACCACGGGUAUCCUUCCGAUGUUUACCUCGAGGGUAGCGACCAGCAUCGCGGUUGGUUUCAGUCAGGGCUUCUCACCUUCAUCUCACACCAGCUCGCCUCUGGACAGACUGCUAGCCCUCGCGCACCCUUCAAGACCUUGGUUACCCAUGGUUUCACCCUCGACGAGGAUGGCCGCAAGAUGAGCAAGUCUAUUGGCAAUAUUCUUCACCCGCAUAGCAUCAUGGAUGGUUCCCUACUACCACCGGUCAAGCCGAAGAAGGGAAAGAAGCAAGCAGAGUCAAAGGAGCCUGUAUAUGAUGCUUUAGGCCCGGAUGCCCUUCGACUCUGGGUUGCAAGCAGUGAUUAUACCCGAGAUGUGGUGAUCGGCAAGCAAGUUCUGCAGACAGUUCACACCAGCUUACACAAGUACCGGGUAACUUUCAAAAUCAUUCUUGGGGUACUUGCGGACUUUAAGCCGGAGGACCAAAUUCCCUAUGACCAACUACUACUGGCUGAUCGCAUCGCGCUGCUGCACCUUUCUGAAAUGGUGUUGGCAGUUCGCUCCGCAUGCGAGAAGUUUGAGUUCUACAAGGCUGCGAAUGCCAUCAACCGAUGGGCAAACCUGGAGUUUUCUUCGUUUUACAUGGAAACUAUCAAGGAUCGCCUAUAUACCUAUGCGGAAAAUAGCCCAAGCAGACGGGCCGCCCAGACGACAUUGUUUCACAUUUUCAAUCAGCUGCAGGAAGUGCUGGCUCCCAUUACGCCCUUGCUUGUGGAAGAAACCUGGGAGCACACCCCUGCAGCGAUCAAGGCGGCGUGUGAGCACCCUCUAAGACGUGUUGUUGCGAAUCCCGCCCCAGAGUGGCAGCAGGGGUCCCUCGGUGCUGACUACCAGGAUAUCCUUGCUGUCCACUCUGUCAUCAAGGGCCUCCAGGAAAACGCUAGAGGCCAUAAACAGCUGGGGUCAUCCCUUCAAUCAUUCGUUCACAUCCAGCUCCCGGCGAAUACAAGCGUCCCAUCUGUGCUCCAGCGAAAGGAAGAGCUCGCUGAUAUCUUUGUUGUCUCGUCGGUUACCAUCGGCGGCAGCGAUGAAGCAAUUCCAGACACAAUCGCCAACGCCGAAUGGCAAUAUAGUUCGGAGUACCAACUCCCAAGUGGCGAGAAGGGAACAGUGUACGUCUUUACCCCGCAGGCUUCCAAGUGUCCUCGGUGCUGGCGCUAUGUGAUUCCGGAAGAAGAGGCGGCCGAAGAAAGGGCGUGCAAUCGCUGUGAGGAGGUCGUACGAGGGCUGGAGGGAUCUUCGUGA